Molecule: messenger RNA, 388 nt
Organism: Staurois parvus
Lineage: Eukaryota; Metazoa; Chordata; Amphibia; Anura; Ranidae
Source: the annotation of a GenBank genome assembly
AUAAUGUCUGCAAUGUUUGUCAUAUGUGUGAAAUGUCAGGCCCAGCUUGUUGUCUUUCACAGGGUGAAUGUAUCAUUCCCUAACAUUUGAUAUUGCUCUAGGAUUACAUAUGUGCAGGUGGUGCCGCUUCGGAUCUGCACGAAAAUCCAUGCAGCCGCACCACCCGCACAGAGAAAUGCGGACCCGUGGGCGGGUGCCAUUAGUUCUAAUGGCACACCGCCCGCACUGGAAAACGCAACCGUACCGUACUAGGAACCGAGGUUCCCAAGUGCAGGGACUUCUUCCCUGCGUGUCACGGGCAGGGAGUCCAUUCAAAUGAAUGGGCUCUCGUGCACGUGCAAAAUGCAGCCGCGCGCGGCCGCAUAGAUGUGAACCGGGGGUUAAGAGC